AUGUUACCAAUGUGCCGUAAAAUCCCGAAAUUCCUCACCUCACUCCAGUCAACAAUUCCUAAACACUUAUCAACAUCACCCCUCGAAGCCCCUAGUAAUUUCCAACAGGAUUUCGAGAAGCAUCACUGCCCCACAAAUUUCCUCCAAAGAUCAGUCCUAACAGUGGGCGCAGCUGCUAUUUCAAUAUUAGACCCUCAUAGAGGAGAUAUGAUAGCUUGUUUAGGAGAGACUACAGGAGAAGGAGCUUUGCAUUAUAUGAAAUCUUGCAUGGAACAGUCUAAGGAAGGGUUGCAAAUUUUGCAAGAGCAACCAAGGAUAAAUACAAAUACUGUGAACUUAAAUUAUUUACAAAACUUACCUCCAAAUACUUUGGGUUACAUGUAUUACAAAUUUUUAGAAGUCAAUCAAGUGACUCCUGAUAGUAGAAUGAGCGUACAAUUCAUUGACAAUCCAGAACUAGCCUAUGUAAUGCAAAGAUACAGAGAAAUCCACGAUUUGAUACAUACAGCAUUACAAAUGCCUACAAACAUGCUAGGAGAGGUAACAGUUAAAUGGGUGGAAGCCCUGCAAUUUAAAUUACCAAUGUGCAUCAGUGGAGCUAUUUUUGGGCCUUUGAGGCUCAAAACAAAACACAGACAGUUGUAUUUGGAUAGAUACUUGCCUUGGGCUAUAAAAACUGGAGGCAGUGCUGAGUUUUUGUUGAAUAUUUAUUUUGAGAAGAGGUGGGAACAAAAAUUGAGUGAAUUUUAUAAGGAGAUUAAUCUAGAGCCUUUGAUAUUGAAAUAG
Molecule: messenger RNA, 786 nt
Organism: Ceutorhynchus assimilis (cabbage seed weevil)
Lineage: Eukaryota; Metazoa; Arthropoda; Insecta; Coleoptera; Curculionidae
Source: the annotation of a GenBank genome assembly